UCACAUUUCCUUCCUCAACUGUCAUCUGCUACCGCGUCUGAUUCAAAACAAGGAAGUCGUUGAUUCUGGAACCUCUCUGCUACUUAAUAAAAGCCCUAAUCGCAAGCUUCAUCGCUCUCAGACCAACAAUCCCAGAAAAACCCCAUUUUUUGUAUUUUCUCCACAAUUUGAAAAAUGGGUGAUAAUAAAAGAAAGAGAGGUCCAAAACCCAAAACCCCAGUAGCUGAAGAUACCAAUAUCACCACCAUGGAUAUCCAAUACACCAACCCCACCACCGCAAACGACGCCGUUUCAGUUCCCGCGAACGAAACCGCCACUGACCCCAGUAGCUCCCAGCCCAGUCGCCGUGGACGAGGCCGGCCCAGAAAGACCGAGAAGCUCAACAUAGCGGCUUCACCGGAACGACGAAGCUUGAGACACGCGGACCAAAACGGCGAUGGUGGACACGCCUUGGCUGUCGUUUCCGAGCCACAGUUGAUGGUGCCGAGCUGGGAGAACGUGGCGAGAGUGGUCCCGGCCAUGGAGGCCGUAGUAAAGGUGUUUUGUGUGCACACGGAGCCUAAUUUAUCGUUGCCAUGGCAGAGGAAGAGGCAGUACAGUUCGAGCAGUAGUGGGUUUGUGAUAGGAGGCAGGAGGGUCUUGACCAAUGCGCACUCUGUGGAGCACCAUACCCAGGUUAAGCUCAAGAAACGUGGCUCUGAAACUAAGUACUUGGCCACUGUGUUAGCCAUUGGAACCGAGUGUGAUAUUGCAAUGCUUACGGUGAGUGAUGAUGAAUUCUGGGAAGGAGUUUCACCUGUGGAGUUUGGAGAGUUACCUGCACUCCAAGAUGCUGUGACGGUUGUGGGCUACCCUAUUGGGGGUGACACAAUCUCUGUGACAAGUGGUGUUGUGUCACGUAUGGAGAUACUGUCUUAUGUUCAUGGAUCGACUGAGCUUCUAGGAUUGCAGAUAGAUGCUGCAAUAAACUCUGGAAACUCUGGUGGGCCUGCCUUUAAUGAUAAAGGGAAAUGUGUGGGUAUCGCAUUUCAGUCUCUUAAACAUGAAGAUGUGGAAAAUAUAGGUUACGUCAUACCAACACCAGUUAUUAUGCACUUCAUUCAAGAUUAUGAGAAGAAUGGGGAAUAUACAGGGUUCCCAGUUAUUGGAGUUGAAUGGCAGAAGAUGGAAAAUCCUGAUCUGCGCACGUCAAUAGGGAUGAGAACUGAUCAAAAGGGUGUGCGUAUCAGAAGAAUUGAACCUACAGCUCCAGAAUCACAUGUUCUGAAGCCAUCCGAUAUUAUUCUUAGCUUUGAUGGGGUUAACAUUGCAAAUGAUGGCACAGUUCCAUUCAGGCAUGGAGAGCGCAUAGGUUUCAGUUACCUUGUGUCUCAAAAGUAUACUGGUGAUAAUGCUCUAGUAAAAGUUCUUCGUAACUCAGAGAUACUUGAGUACAGCAUAAAACUUUCAACUCACAAGCGACUCAUCCCGGCACACAUCAACGGCAAACCUCCUUCAUAUUAUAUCAUUGCUGGUUUUGUUUUUGCAGCGGUAUCUGUUCCAUAUCUGCGUUCUGAGUAUGGAAAGGAUUAUGAAUUUGACGCUCCAGUGAAACUGUUGGACAAGCAUUUACAUUCAAUGGCGCAGUCUAUCGAUGAACAGCUUGUUGUUGUUUCUCAGGUACUUGUUGCCGACAUUAAUAUUGGAUAUGAGGACAUUGUUAACACUCAGGUUCUCGCUUUUAAUGGUAAACCUGUGAAUAAUCUGAAGAAUUUGGCCAGCAUGGUGGAGAAUUGUGACGACGAGUACCUAAAGUUUGACCUAGAGUAUGAUCAGAUGGUUGUACUACAGACAAAAACUGCCAAGGCAGCAACUUUAGAUAUCCUCCUGACACAUUGCAUACCUUCAGCAAUGUCUGAUGACCUUAAGUCUUAAGACUCAAGAGAAGAUCCUAUUCCCAUAGAUGAACUUUACAACGAAUGCUCAUAAAAGGAAUGGGGUACAGACUACGCCACGGAUUUCAUUUUCUUAUGGAGAAUAAGAAUAGAAGCUGGCAAUUCAUGGGUUCUUUCCGUUUCUUUGUGUACCAAUUAGACCCUCAGUUGGGGUUGAUGUCUUCUUCAGAUUUGAACUGAUUCUUAUACAGUAGAAGAAAGCAGCGAGGAAAUGAAGUUUGGUUUUCCUAGAAUGAGCAGCGUCUCAUGAUCUUACUUGUUCGUCGAUUUCAUUUCUUCCAGCUACAAACAUUUGGGCAAUAUCAUGUAACAUUAUUACCGGCUGAUCCAUUUGAGAAAAUUAUAGAAGUUGAGCUGUACAGUUCCCUGUACCUAGGGUCAUUUAUGUAUUUGCCGUGCUCUUUUUCAUUUUA
This is a messenger RNA of Prunus dulcis (almond), 2347 nucleotides long. RefSeq names its product protease Do-like 9. Gene Ontology annotation, molecular function: protein binding; serine-type endopeptidase activity. The transcript is spliced from 9 exons. Gene Ontology annotation, biological process: proteolysis. NCBI's taxonomy places the organism in Eukaryota, Viridiplantae, Streptophyta, Magnoliopsida, Rosales, Rosaceae. The record is from RefSeq and is a predicted model, not a curated record. The coding region runs from base 175 to 1914 and encodes 579 amino acids.